Messenger RNA from Cynoglossus semilaevis (tongue sole), 1150 nucleotides. It is a transcript of the gene tsr3, whose product is annotated as TSR3 ribosome maturation factor. The record is from RefSeq and is a predicted model, not a curated record. The coding region runs from base 224 to 1120 and encodes 298 amino acids. Gene Ontology annotation, biological process: maturation of SSU-rRNA. The transcript has 6 exons. Gene Ontology annotation, molecular function: rRNA small subunit aminocarboxypropyltransferase activity. Lineage: Eukaryota; Metazoa; Chordata; Actinopteri; Pleuronectiformes; Cynoglossidae.
UUUGUUUUGGGUUAAUACAAGUUUUAGGAAGUAAAGUAAGAAUGUGACAGAGAAUAUAGUCUUAAUGUUUAUACAAUUUAAAAGUUAAUCGGUGGCAAAUAUUUAAUGCGAGAUAUUUAAGACGAACUCGCAGCUAAAUAGCUAACUGGCUAAAGUCUGCACAUAAACACUGGCUUUUUGCUCUUGAUUUUACAACUUUUAUUGUUUAUUCCUUAUUUACAAAAUGGGGAAAAAGAAACCAGCUAAGUUUUCCCGCACGGAGAACAAGGGCAAAGACAAGAGACAUAAAAUGAAAGGGAAAUCCUUGGAGGCUUUUACAGAGGAAAUGCAUACUGCUUUUGAAGCAAGCCUUCAUUUGGAGGAAGGAGCAGAGGCCAAUCCGGUGAAACUGCCAUGUCCACUUGCCAUGUGGGAGUUGGGUCACUGUGAUCCCAAACGUUGCACUGGAAGAAAGUUGGUCCGCAAAGGCUUUGUGCGCAACUUGCGUCUCAAUCAGAGGUUUAACGGACUCAUACUGAGCCCAAUGGGUACAAAAUAUGUUUCACCAGCUGACAGAGAAAUUGUGGCUCAGUGUGGAUUAGCAGUCAUUGACUGUUCCUGGGCCAAACUGGAGGAGACGCCAUUUAAUAAGAUGAUUGGAGCUCAUCCCAGGUUGCUGCCAUACCUUGUCGCUGCAAACCCUGUUAACUAUGGCAAACCUUGCAAGUUAUCAUGUGUUGAGGCUUUUGCUGCUACAUUCUGCAUCGUAGGUUUUGAAGAACUGGCUGUGCUCUUAUUGAAGAAAUUUAAGUGGGGCACAGUGUUCAUGGACCUUAAUAAAACCCUGCUGGAGCGGUAUGCAGCAUGCAAGUCAGAAGAGGAUCUGCUCUCUGUAGAGAAGGACUUUCUUACGUCCAAACCCGAGGAAGAGGAAUUUGAUCCUUUUGAUCUUGAUUCAGGAGUAGAAUGUAGAAAUCUAAACAGACAUCAGUGUUUACCUGAUGAUGAUGACGAUUUGAGUGAAGAAGAUGAAUCAGAAGAUGAACAAACUGACGAUGAAGCAGAAGUUGAGAAGACAGAAAAAAGCGAGUUGAGAGCCGAUUCACAUUGUGCUGAUGUAGAAGAGACUGAAUCGAAAUAAUGAUCACAAUAAAGCUCAUUUUAACAAUCA